CUUCUUUUUUUACGAUGGCAAAUAAUAGUACCAAAGUCAUUAAUGACAAUUCUAUCUUGCCUAUUAUUUACGAGACAAAUUUUACUAUUGCAUUAGAAAUUGCCGAAGAAUUUGAGAGCUGGUUACAAGAUCACCUUAAUGAGACAUUGAAUAAAAAAUCUGGUUUCCGUGAUGCAGAAGUAUUUCAACGCGAUCCUCAAAAUGACGAUGACCCUGAAGUUAAAAAUCCCGAUAGAGUUCACAAAUAUUUUACCAUACUUUUUGAAGUAGAAAAUAAAGACAGUAUCGAUCGUUAUUUAAGAGAAGAGGCUCCAAAAAUUCAAGAAACUUUAGAGCAAAAAUUUAAUCAGAAGGAUGCUUUGGUUGUUUCUUCGCGUCGUAUUCUUUAUCCAGUUUCACUUUGGGCUAAGAGACAAAAUUACGAAAAGAAAUAAUUUAGAACUUAUGUGUGAUUAUUUUAUUUUAUUUUUCAAUAAUGAAUAUUACAAAUUUAUUGUAAUAAAUUCAAGAAAUUAAAAUACCACGUAAAUUAUUA
This is a messenger RNA of Rhizophagus irregularis DAOM 181602=DAOM 197198, 535 nucleotides long. RefSeq lists its product as uncharacterized. The record is from RefSeq and is a predicted model, not a curated record. Lineage: Eukaryota; Fungi; Glomeromycota; Glomeromycetes; Glomerales; Glomeraceae.